Alnus glutinosa is the source of this 1308-nucleotide messenger RNA. RefSeq names its product glycerophosphodiester phosphodiesterase GDPD6-like. NCBI's taxonomy places the organism in Eukaryota, Viridiplantae, Streptophyta, Magnoliopsida, Fagales, Betulaceae. Gene Ontology annotation, cellular component: vacuole. The transcript is spliced from 8 exons. The record is from RefSeq and is a predicted model, not a curated record. Gene Ontology annotation, molecular function: glycerophosphodiester phosphodiesterase activity. Bases 1 to 1191 code for a protein of 396 amino acids. Gene Ontology annotation, biological process: lipid metabolic process.
AUGUCAAUGUCAAUGUCCUCCUUUGGCUUUCUCCCUUUUCUAAUUCUUCUGAUUAUUGGGAGCUGUGUUGGAAGACCAUUAUAUCCAUUACCAAGUACGGUAUCUGAUGGCGACAAACAGCCCCUACAAACAUCUCGUCCAUAUAAUCUUGCUCAUCGAGGUUCAAACGGGGAGUUUCCUGAAGAAACUACGGCUGCUUACAUGAGAGCUAUUGAAGAGGGGGCAGAUUUCAUUGAAUCGGACAUCCUUGCCUCCAAGGAUGGUGUGCUGAUAUGCCACCAUGAUGUAAUACUAGAUGAUACAACUGAUAUUGCAAAGCAUAAGGAAUUUGCUGAUAGAAAAAGAAACUAUGUUGUCCAAGGCGUGAACACCACUGGGUGGUUCGUAGUUGAUUUUACUCUGGAAGAACUGAAGACAUUGGGUGCGACGCAACGGUACAGUUUCCGUGAUCAACAAUACAAUGGGAAGUUUCCAAUUAUCACUUUUGAAGAGUACAUUUCAAUUGCACUGAACGCAAACAGAAUUGUUGGAAUCUAUCCAGAGAUUAAGAAUCCUGUUUUUAUCAACCAGCGAGUCAAAUGGGCAGAUGGGAAGAAGUUUGAAGACAAGUUUAUGGAGACACUGGAGAAAUAUGGAUACAGAGGUUCAUACAGGUCAAAAGAAUGGUUGAAGCAACCGGCCUUUGUCCAGUCCUUUGCUCCAUCUGCGCUCGUAUAUGUUUCGAAUCUCACCGACUUGCCCACGAUUUUAUUAAUUGAUGAUGUGACAAUACUAACAGAAGACACCAAUCAGACAUACUAUGAACUUACUUCGGAUAGCUAUCUUGAUUUUUUAAGCAACUAUGUGUUGGGAAUUGGACCCUGGAAGGAUACAAUUGUUUUUCCAACAAAUAAUUAUUUGGAUGCAGCUACUGAUCUUGUUGCCAGAGCACAUGCUCAUGGCCUACAGGUGCACCCAUACACCUUCCGGAAUGAAAAUUCUUUCCUACACUUCGACUUCCACCAAGAUCCAUUCAAUGAAUAUGAUUACUGGAUAAACAAGAUUGGAGUUGAUGGACUCUUCACAGACUUCACAGGAAGCCUCCAUACUUACCAAGAAUGGGCCUCCCCUCUGUCUUCCCAAAAUAAGGAUGGCACAUCGAAGUUGGUGAAGAAGAUUGCAUCAUUGAUUGCCUCCUUUAAAAGGGGAUGACAGAGAUGUGAUUGCAUCAAUUAUCUCAUCAUACAUAAAAGAUAGUAGAGAUGUUCUUCAUUUGUGGUUACAUUAUUUCAUCUAUUUAUUGAUAAAUUUGUAAUGGCUACAUUUUGU